This is a messenger RNA of Ficedula albicollis (Collared flycatcher), 4131 nucleotides long. It is a transcript of the gene FRRS1, whose product is annotated as ferric chelate reductase 1. NCBI's taxonomy places the organism in Eukaryota, Metazoa, Chordata, Aves, Passeriformes, Muscicapidae. Gene Ontology annotation, molecular function: oxidoreductase activity, acting on metal ions. The coding region runs from base 453 to 2279 and encodes 608 amino acids. The record is from RefSeq and is a predicted model, not a curated record. The transcript has 19 exons.
AAAACAUGAUGUCAGCCAGAGUUUAAGUGCUAUAUAUAGUGUGUGGACAAGACUACAAACUCCGUGGAUCUGUCUUUGACCAAGAGAACACCUGGGACUUUUGCUCCAGGCCUCUCACGGCCGAAGUCAUUAACUGCACCCCUGUGUAAAGGUCAGCCCUGCAGCUCUGGAAGCUUGCUGUCCUGCAUUCAUAUAAAGGACAGACUUUCACCUAGAAGCCUGGCUUUCCUGGUGUGCUGACUGUUCCUUCUGAAUUGGAUGUGUCCCAGAAAAGAAGAUGAUUCAACAUAGGAAUGGGAAAUACAAGAAGCUUCAACAGUUUUGGAAGGCAUAGGAACAAAACCAACAGAGACAAGUUUCCUGGAUACAAUAAAGGAUAAUACAGUUAGUUGCAAACCAAACAGAAGAGAUUACAAAGUAAUACAAGUUGUUUUACUACAAGUAGAGAGUCAAUGGCAGUUUUACUCAGACUUUGUCACUGUAACAGAAGGACGGGCUGUAAGAUGGAACUACCUGGUGUUGCUGUUUGGAUGUUUGUUAGCCUCUGUGCAUCUGUGGCUGGCUAUCCAAAUGGAAAAGUAAGAGAAGCCUGUACUAACAUGAUACCCUGUCAUGGUGGCUCUCCUCAGCUGUCACCUGAGCACAGCAUUACAGUGAAUGGGACUGAAUUUAAACCAGGGGACAGCAUAGAAGUUCGCCUGUCUGGACCAGAUUUUGAAGGGUUUUUCAUACAAGCCCGGGAUGCAGGACACCUGGACAGCCCUGCAGUUGGUUCUUUCGUGUUAGCUGACCGCAGACAUUCUCAGCUGCUGACAUGUGGUCGUACCAAGAAUUCAGCUGUCAGUCACACAAGUAAAGCAAAAAAGAAAGACAUAAAAGUUUAUUGGAUUGCUCCUGGGGAUGCUCCAAAAAAUGUACAGUUUCUAGCCACAGUUGUGAAGAAAUACAGGAUUUUCUGGGUAAAAAUUCCAGGUCCCAUUGUUUCUCAGCCUGAUGUGCUGUCCCCAACACCACCUUUGCAUGCAACAUCAGAGGCUAUGUCAACUUCACACCCAGUUUCCUACAUAUCAAAGCCAUUUAGUGCCUCAGGUUGUGGAAUUAUGAAGUUCUGCAUCAGGAAUCCUACAAACUGUGAUCCUGGAAGUGCGUCCUGUUUUUUUCUAUCCUUCCAACAAGAGGAGAGUUCAGUUUUUAUUGAAAUGAGUGGUCCAAGUGAAGGAUAUUUAGCACUUGCAUUUUCCCAUGACCAGUGGAUGGGUGGUGAUGAUGCUUAUCUGUGUGUUAAUGAGGAUCACCGCGUUCAUGUCAGCACUGCCCAUCUGAAGGAGCGAAGUCAUCCUCUCUUGGAUUCAGAGAAUGCUCUUGAAGAUGUGUCGUGGAGGCUUGCAGAUGGUGUUCUUCAAUGUUCUUUCAGGAGGAGCAUUCAUGUCCCUGCUUAUACAGGGAGAUUUAAUCUAGAUACCAGUUACUACAUCUUUCUGGCAGAUGGGGAAGCUAGUGAAGGUGGACUGAUACACAAACAUCGUCGUCAGCCCCUGGUCACCAAUGGACUGUACAAUGUCACAGGCCCUCCUCAGGAUAUUGGAGGUUCCCGGGCCCCACGCCUUAUCAAGGCUCAUGGAGCACUCAUGUUUGUUGCUUGGAUUACCACUGUUAGUAUUGGUGUUAUUGUUGCACGAUUCUUCAAACCUGUCUGGUCUCAUUCAUUCCUACUUGGAAAGGAGUUGUGGUUUCAGGUGCAUCGUAUGCUCAUGUUGACCACAGUCAUGCUUACAAGCAUUUCUUUUGUGUUGCCUUUUGUAUACCGAGGAGGCUGGAGCCACCAAGCAGGUUUUCAUCCUUAUCUUGGCUGUGCUGUGAUGGCUUUGACAAUCUUUCAACCACUUAUGGCAGGUUUCAGACCAUCUCGUCAUGCACCAAGGAGGCAAUUGUUUAACUGGUUUCACUGGAGUACUGGUACAACAGCUAGAAUAUUAGCUGUUGUAACUAUGUUCUUGGGAAUGGAUCUGCCAGCACUUGACCUGCCAGACCCAUGGGACACCUAUGCAAUGAUUGGCUUUGUAGCUUGGCACGUUGGUACUGAUGUUCUUCUGGAAAUCCACAGCUACUGUCUCAUUCGUAAAGUUGAAGUGAUAGAGGAUGACAGAGUACAGAUACUGCAGUCACUCACAUCUGCAGAAGCAGAGGGUCAUCUGUUUAAACAGAUUGUGUUAACCAUCUAUAUCUGUGGAAAUAUAGUAUUCCUGGUUGCCUUCCUGAUAGCAAUCAACCAAGUAUGAAAUAAGUAUUUGAGAAUUUAGUGACAAAAUACUGUGCAGUUGAAAAAUCUGCAAGGAAUACUUUUCGUUACAACUUUUUUCUCAAUGUAUUCCUGAAGAUGUAAUUGAAGAACAACAGCAAUAAGAAUGCAUGUUAUGCUCAGUGUUGGGGAGAUCUGGAAUUCAAAUCUAGAGAGGAAUUGUCCUACAGUCAAUUGCAGUCCUACAAAAGCUGUCUUCUGAUGGGACUUUUAAUGGGAACCUUUGCCUGAGUAAGGAAUGAAAUCUGUUUUUGAAGGACACUAGUUAACGUUGAUUGAAGCUUAUAGGUGGGAAGAAGACUGAGAUGUGCUGCAAGCGUUACUUGGAUAGUUCCCUAAACCUUUGGUGAAUGUUAUUGGGGGAAUUGGUAAGAUAUGACUGAUCUAUCCACUUUACUGUUUUAAUGUGUGAUAUGCCAGCUUCCUGCUCUUGACAGUCUUUUUCAUAAAGAAACACCCAACCAGACAAACCAUGAAACUUACUGAAAGAUUGUCACAAAUGCAGGUUGAUGCAUGAGCUGAAUAGAUAAAAGUAAAAUGCAAAAAGCAUUGUCUGCUCUGAGAGCAGUGUACUUACACAACAAGCACAGGAGUUUAGGAACUUCAGUCCUUUAGUAAAACCACCAUUUGCCUCACUCAAAAUACUGCUGUCUCAUCCCUCUCGGUGCUUCUAAAUCAUAAAGAGAAAACAUGUUUGCAAUAUAAAUGCAUUAAAACCUGUUGUAACUUAUCUAAAACCCAAACCAGGAAGAACCUGUGUGUUUAUGGAUUUGUUUUACCUGUCUUUGGUUGCUUGUGGCUUCUGAAUUACUUGACUGUGUGAACACGAUGGAUUUAUGCCAACUGAUGCUUUAAUGGAAGUGAAAAUACUUGCUCUGGAAUGGUGCAGUUGUAUCUGUGCUAUUGAGCACAAAUUGGGAGCUAGAUUGACUUCAGGAGAAGCAGCUUUUGUUAGUGUUUAGUGCAAGUCCUUUGAGCUGGUAUAUCUAGAAGACAGAACUAUAAAAAUUCUAUAACAAGUCUGUUCUGAAAGAAUUUUGGAGGGCAAUUUUUUGGUCAACAAAAAGUUUCUCCAAAUAUUUGAACUAGUUACAGACACUAGGAAGAGACUAUAUUGUUUCACAUUUUUUGUUCAUGGCUUGCCCAAGUAUGGAAGGAUACUCUUGAAAUGGCAUUUUGGAAAUGAAGCCUUAAUAUGCUGUGCAGUUACAGUGCUUUGCAGUUGUGUUUUGUGUCUCUGAACAGCUUGUUCCCACACGUUUCAUUUUUCUUACUGAAAAGUAUCGAUUUUUAGUUGUAACAAUUCAAGAUAGGUUUGGUUUUUUUUGUGGGUAUUUUUUUUUUGUUUGUUUGGUUUUUUUGGGUUUUUUUUUUGUUUUGUUUUGUUCUUUUUUAUCCAGUCCUACUAAGCUAGCUGGGAAUGAAGAUGCUGGGAGUAUUGGAUAGAAUAGUGAGGCCUGACUCUGUAUAGACUUUUACAGCGACAUCUCUACAAGUGUGGCCAGCUCUAAAAUCCUUGUAGGUGUUGGUCAGGUGAUGGUUCUCUGCAGCUACCAAAGCUGUCUGCUCUCUCUUCCUCCACCUUCCCAAGUCCAUGGUGCAGCCUGUUGCAUGGACAGGUAAUAUUCAGGGAGCUACACGUUUGUUGGUAGUCAGUGAUCUUUUUGGCUGCUCAGACAUUUGAUUUAGCCAUAAGGGUGUUUAUGAAGCUGGGAUUAAUCCCUUUGUCAGCAGCAGCUGACUGAGAGUGAGUCCAAGUUGAAUCAUCUCCCUUAGAGAAGUCAUGUGCAGAUUGGGAAAGGGGGAGCACAAAGAAAUGAGUCACAACCCAG